UUCAUGAUGUUGUGCUGGUAAGAGGAAAUGCUGGUCCACUAGGCAGAGCAGCUCUGUACCAUUCAAUGCGUGGGAUCAAUAUGGAGUUAAUACCUAGUAGCUCUUUUGUUGGGAUGCAACUGUCAUUCUGACCGAAGCCAACUACCUUCACUUAUGGCCAGUGUGGAAAGAAAUAACAAAAUCCUGCUCAAUUUGGUGCGACAGCCAGGCAACCACCUGUGUGCUGACUGUGGAGUUCCUGAGCCUGACUGGGCCUCCUACACUCUUGGUAUCUUUGUGUGCCUAAACUGCUCGGGGAUUCAUCGUAAUUUGCCUGCUGUCAGCAAAGUGAAAUCCUUACGCCUGGAUCUCUGGGAUGACUCACUAGUAGAGUUCAUGCAGGAGAGAGGAAACACUGCAGCCAAAGCCAUUUAUGAAAAGUGUGUCCCUGCCUUCUUCUAUCAGCCGCAACAAAAAGACUGCAUUGUUCUUAAGGAUCAAUGGAUCCGUGCAAAGUAUGAAAGAAGAGAAUUCACAGGAGAAAACUACUUUCAGCAAACGUAUUGCUCAGACCUGUUUGAGUCAACUCUAUGGAAGAAGGGCAAAGACAACAAGCAGUUUUUAAAGAGGAUCUUCCUGCUGUCCCGGAAAGACUUUACGCUCAGAUACUUUAUUAAAGAGGAUUCCAAGCUCCCAAAAGUUGUCAUCUCCAUGAAGGACCUGAAUGCAGUUUUCCAGCCAGAGAAGAUCAGGCACACUAACGGUCUGCAGAUCUCCUACAUGCACGGCGAACGUACAAGGAAUCUGUUUGUUUAUCACGAGAAAGGACAGGUAAUUGUAUCCUUGUUCAAUGCUAUUCGGGCAACACGCUUGGCAUACCUCCAGAAGAAACAUCCCACUCUUCGAGAUAAUGACUUAAUACCUCAGAUAACGAGAUAUUGCCUGAAGGAGGGAUACAUGGAGAAAACUGGCCCAACGCAUCGGGAGCCAUUCAAGAAGAGAUGGUUCACACUGUGCUGCAUGAACAGAAAGCUUCUGUAUUAUAAAGGUCCACUGGAUGCGACAGAGCUGGGUGCUGUCUUCAUUGGCACAGAGAGCCACAGCUACUCUGCCUCAGAGAGCAACGGGCGGAGCACGAGGGGAGGCCGGUGGAACUGUGGCAUCAUGCUGCAAACUCCGGACAGGCAGUAUUUGUUUAUGUGUGAGCAGCAGCAGGAGCAGCAGGAGUGGCUGGAGGCCUUCAGAAAGGUCAUCUCUCAACCCAUGACCUCAGAGGACUACGCUAAUGAAGCCAACAUGAGAAGAGGGAAAUGAGUGGAGCAGUUCUACCUGUUGGUUUUGUUUGCUCAAGUUUAGUUUUGGGACAUAACAGACUGAACCUGGCAGAGAGGAUAUAAAAACGACAAAUGAUCAACUCCAACAUUUCGCACAGACUUCAGUGUCUGAUUAAACCUUGUGUGUCUCCUUGUGACACCUUGGAGAAGUUACUGUCACAGCUGGGAUGUUCCUGCUCAUCAGUAGCUUGAAUGUAUUGCAUUGUUGUUGCCACAGUGACAUCACAUCUAAGAAUUAUUUGCAAUAUAUUAUGAAUACACUUGAACCAAAUAUUAUAUAUAUUUUUUAAAGAUAUGGUAAGGGAUUUUAAGAUUUUAUGUAUAAUUUGCAAUUGUUCUGUAGUUAUUUUGUUUUUUACCUUUCACUUAAUUUGUACAUUUCAAAAAGAUUAGGUUAAUUUAUUUCACACUCUGUUUAGUUUCAGCUGUCUGUAUAGCUGUGUGAGACUGAAAGCUCUUUAUAAUUUUAAUAAAUUGAUAACACAAUGGA
Cottoperca gobio is the source of this 1803-nucleotide messenger RNA. RefSeq names its product arf-GAP with dual PH domain-containing protein 2-like. Gene Ontology annotation, biological process: positive regulation of GTPase activity; heart development. Gene Ontology annotation, cellular component: cytoplasm; intracellular membrane-bounded organelle; plasma membrane. The record is from RefSeq and is a predicted model, not a curated record. The coding region runs from base 154 to 1293 and encodes 379 amino acids. Lineage: Eukaryota; Metazoa; Chordata; Actinopteri; Perciformes; Bovichtidae. Gene Ontology annotation, molecular function: phosphatidylinositol bisphosphate binding; phosphatidylinositol-3,4,5-trisphosphate binding; GTPase activator activity. The transcript is spliced from 11 exons.